This is a messenger RNA of Nematolebias whitei (Rio pearlfish), 1280 nucleotides long. RefSeq names its product maternal B9.15 protein. The record is from RefSeq and is a predicted model, not a curated record. Lineage: Eukaryota; Metazoa; Chordata; Actinopteri; Cyprinodontiformes; Rivulidae. Gene Ontology annotation, biological process: negative regulation of cell population proliferation; negative regulation of mitotic cell cycle. The transcript has 5 exons. Gene Ontology annotation, cellular component: cytoplasm; nucleus. Bases 159 to 998 code for a protein of 279 amino acids.
GCUGCAGCGGCACCAAGAACAAGGAAGCAACAUGUGGCUGCCAACCAUAAUAACUUUGACAACACACCACACCACAUAGUCAAGCAGGCGCGACAAGAAGAGGGAACUGACCGACUCAAGGGGAUUCACCAACAGGACACUUUAAUAUUAACCGCAUCAUGAAAAAAGAGGUGAAAGCUGGAGUCAACUUUCUGAAGCGUCUCGCUGUAGCACGAGGCAAGCUGGACCAAGCCAAAGCAGAACUGUUUGCCGAGAAGUUACAGAAGCUUUUAAUGGACAAAUAUGACGAGCACUGGUAUCCUGGCUGUCCCAGCAAAGGCCAGGCAUACAGAUGCAUUAGGAUAAAUAAUGAAGCACCCUGUGAUGAAGUGGUCCUUAAGGCCUGCGAGGAGAGUGAGCUAACGCCCAGCAGUCUGGGGCUUCCUCCUGAGAUAACUCUGUGGAUCGACCCAAUGGAGGUGUGUGCAAGAUCUGGGGAAAACGGCAGGCCCUUCACAAUAGCCUGUUUUGAAGAUGAGGAGGAUGUAAAGGGGGACCGGGAUGACUCCUCUGUUAGCUUGGACACGUCAGAUUACCACUCUGCUACCUCUUCGGACUGCGGUUCCACGGCGUCGAGCGACACAGAGGAGGAGGCGAAAGAUGGCGAGCUGGAAGAGCAAGAGAAACUGAAGGAGGACUCGAGCAAGGAAGCAGCAGAAGGCAACGCCUACACAGUAACGAUGGUACCCAGGGUUCGGAGGUGGCAGACAGAAGCACUAAGUAAAGUCAAAUACGUCAAAAAGAAGGUCCCUGCCAGUCUCCACUACUUCUACCAUCCCACACCAGCAUGGCCUCAGUACAACAAGGGGGCUCCAGUGUUCCUGGCCACAGUGUGCGCACCUCCAACACCACCCCCUCCGCCCCAGCAGGUUUUUGGUUACUACAUCUUACCGCAGCCGCCUCCACAGUUCAUCCUGCCUCAGGCCGCCCUGCAGCCGUGGGGAGCUGUGACAGCUUAAAGCUUCCAAAGAGCAUUAUAGCUGCUUCAACUGAGCCAUGCUUCAACACAUCUCAGAGUUUAGCUACAAUCGGACCAAACGGAUGCAUAUUAAUAUCGUAUUUGUAAAGUUCAGAUGCAAUUCUUGCACAAGCUUUUAACUCGUUUUUUUUUUUUCUAGCUUGUCUUUUAAUCAGCACAACAAUGAAAUAGAGCAACAACGGUUUAAUUUGCUGCACUGCUAAUUUUCUAUGUACUGUAUUUAACAAGAAUAACUUUAAUCGCAGGUGCAGAUGAACUCAGG